Messenger RNA from Glycine soja, 3633 nucleotides. RefSeq names its product probable E3 ubiquitin-protein ligase RZFP34. The record is from RefSeq and is a predicted model, not a curated record. Gene Ontology annotation, cellular component: nucleus. The transcript has 12 exons. Bases 2298 to 3224 code for a protein of 308 amino acids. Gene Ontology annotation, molecular function: ubiquitin protein ligase activity; zinc ion binding. Gene Ontology annotation, biological process: ubiquitin-dependent protein catabolic process; protein ubiquitination. NCBI's taxonomy places the organism in Eukaryota, Viridiplantae, Streptophyta, Magnoliopsida, Fabales, Fabaceae.
AAAUUUUUUGUUUUCGUGCAGAGAAGGUCAAUUUCGAAGCCUCUCGAAUCCAAACUCAACAGAACAUUCAUUUCCCUAUAAAUUCGACGUCGUUUCGUUCCGCUCUCACUCCAAGAAAACGUUUUGCAGAAGAUUCCAAUCGGAGCUCAGAAAAAAAAGAAACCUAAUCGCCGAUCGCGUCGAAAGUUCGUUGUUGUUCUGUGAAAUUGCCUUUUUUUUUUUUCCGUUCUGUGAUAAUUCUGUGAAUAAUAACAAUAAUUGUGUGUGUUUUCUCUUUUAGGUAACGUAGCUGUGGUUCCUUUUUUCUUAUAAUUUUUUUGCCGUUUGAAGAUAGUCGUUUCGGUUACUGCUGCGCUUUGUGUUUUCUGGUGUUUUAAUUCUGUGCAAUUUUUUAAUUCUACAUGUUUGAUUGUUUAUUUUUGGUUGUGUGAUUUGUUUGUUUUCUAUGACUUCUGUGUUCUGGAGUUGAAAUGUUGUCUAACGAGUUUAGAAGCCGUUGCUUUUGUGGUACGUAGCCGAACAAUUCAAUGCCUGAAUUCCAAGGUUUUGGUUUGGUUUAGUGUAAUUUACGAAAACCUUGGGAUUCCAAGGUCUUUAUUGGCAUUGUGUAGGUUCACUAGGUUGUAAUAUCAUAAAAACUGAGUCAGAAAUGAAGCCUCAAUUCAAACGGUGGCAUGAGGGUUCAGUUGAGUUCAAAAUGAACUGCACAAGGUGCAGGUCUUCCUUCCAAUGGUCCUUGUCUAAUUUUCGGGUUUUGUUAUUGAAAUUAUGAUUAUGACAAUUCUUAAUUUUGUGGACUUUGGAUUAUGACAUUCCAUAUCCUCGUAUUAUGUUGGAAUGUUGGAAAAUUGUAAACUAACCUUUGUCAAUUGUCCAUUAUCUGCAAAGUUUUAAAAAUCGGUGUUUAAUUGGACAAACUGUGAACCUGUUCGAUCAUAUUUCAACUCCUGUUGGAUCAUCAAUUUAACUAGUUUCAAACUAUGAUCCAAACCCCUGUUCAAUCUCUGCUUCAGUUUUUGAAACAUUGGAUUGUUGUGCAUUGUGUGAAUCACAGGCCUUUUGUGGCUUGUGAUAAGAAACCAAGCCAAGAGUAAGGCAGAAUGUAGUUUGCGGUUAAAGUAAUAAGAUAGUUGGAAACUUGGAUGGAUAGGAAUGAUCUAUAUAGGUCUCUGAGAGAAAAUUUUAGGAGACUUGAUCGGUUUUGGUUCUACGUAGAAGAAGUCUCUUGCAGGAAAAUGCAAUUUGCAUCCGAAGGGGACUACCCAGUUGCAGAAAGCUCCUGCUGCAUGGAUACUAUUACUCUAUUGAAGGGAAGAAUGGCCAAACCAGUAUAUCUCUGCCUUAUCCAUCUCUGUUUGUCUUUGUUCACCCUCUACUUUGGGCAAAUGCUUUGGAAUCAUUUGUGAUGUUGUUAAAGCUUAAUGUGGGAUAUCCCUUUUGCAUUAUUCAUAGGAAAUAUCCUUUUGUUUCUUUGCCAGUUUAUGUACAGUGCAAAGGCUGGCUUGAUGCCACUCCAAUUGUUUGACGUCACCUGAAUACUCAAUACAUACUAUCAGUGCCAAUCUUUCCAUCUUUCUUCUUCCAGCCUUUGUUUUGUCUUGGUUGGUAGAAGUGGCAAUCCAGCUGCACUCCUAACAUGGAUAAUGAUUUCGUUCUUGAAUAUUGAUAACCUAGUCCCCUGGAGUAGUGUUAAUAUUCUUUUUGGCAGUGAACACAUAGUCCACUGUCAAGUUACCUAGUUAAUGAAGUGAAAGGUUGUAUUUGAUCCAAAGGAAUCUACCAAAGUGCUGAUGGUGUGGAGUUUUUAAGUACUUCCUUUUGGUAAUUUGCAGUUCUUGGAGGAGUCAAAUGCAGAACUGCAUUUUAAGGUUGGAGUGUCUAUUGAUUGGCUCCAGUCCAGUAUAGUUGGAUUUGGUUCAGAGAGUUCUUCAAGGAUUCAAGUGAUCAUUCUAUGCUAAUGGUUUCUAUUUACUGCUGGAGGCUGUCAAGUACCCCCAGUGCUACCUUGUAGUAAUAUGUGGAAUUCUUGUAUAUACACUAGUUUUGCUGUGUUCCCCUCUUGGAGUAGUGCUGAUUGGAGCUGCAUUAAUCGAUUUUGUUGUUGCUGAUUUCAAUUGGUCUGCGGCAGUAUAGAAGAAAGCAACGAUGCGUUGGUGUUUACCUGGCUUGAUAGGGUGACUAAAUAUGCCUUUAGAAGUUUUAGGAUUAUUUCUAAUGUGUUCCUACAUGCAGGUCCCUAAGCUUACAUCCUGCUUCUAGAUAGUUGGUAAUCUUAUCUGAGGGUAGUAGCUAGUACCAUGGGAGAAGUGGCAGUAAUGCACUCUGAGCCUCUGCAGUUUGAGUGCAAUGACAUUAAUGUGAAUAUGACUGAGAAGGAAGUGUAUCCUCCAGAAUCAAAUGUGGAGCACUUACCUGGAGAAGAAUCGAGUCAAUCAACAGACCACAAAAAUAUCAAUGACUUGCAAGAGAGAGGAUAUAUGGAGUAUGGAUGUCAGCAUUACCGGAGAAGAUGCCGUAUCAGGGCCCCAUGUUGCAAUGAGAUUUUUGAUUGCCGCCAUUGUCAUAAUGAGGCAAAAAAUGAUAUCAACAUUGAUCAGAAGCAUAGACAUGAUAUUCCACGACACCAAGUCAAACAGGUGAUUUGUUCACUUUGUGGGACUGAACAAGAGGUUCAGCAAAACUGUAUAAAUUGUGGUGUUUGUAUGGGCAAGUACUUCUGUGGAACAUGCAAGCUUUUUGAUGAUGAUAUAUCUAAGCAGCAGUACCAUUGCAGUGGCUGUGGAAUUUGCAGAACUGGAGGAAGCGAAAAUUUCUUCCAUUGCUACAAGUGUGGUUGUUGCUACUCAACUCUUCUGAAAAACAGUCACCCUUGUGUAGAAGGAGCAAUGCAUCAUGAUUGCCCGGUUUGUUUUGAGUAUUUGUUUGAAUCAAGAAAUGAUGUCACUGUUAUGCCUUGUGGACAUACAAUCCAUAAGAGCUGCCUGAAUGAAAUGAGAGAACAUUUCCAGUAUUCGUGCCCUCUCUGCUUGAAAUCAGUCUGUGACAUGUCAAAGGUUUGGGAGAAAUUUGAUAUAGAGAUUGCUGCUACACCAAUGCCUGAGCAAUAUCAAAAUAAAAUGGUUUGGAUCCUGUGCAACGAUUGUGGUAAAACUUCUCACGUUCAGUUCCAUUUUGUGGCUCAAAAGUGUCCGAACUGCAAAUCCUACAAUACACGACAAACAUGAGGCUGAGCAAGUGGCCACGAUUAUUCAUUGGUUUCGUCAAAAGCCUUCACUUGAGUUCUCUUGAUGUUGUUGUGAUUCGUGAAGGCAGUGAAAAUGCAUGUGUGUCCAUUGGGUACGUGGAUGUGCACGUGGGAAUUUGAAUUUGGAGUGCACGAUGAGCCACAUUCAAAGGGAUAGAAUAAUGGUUCUUUUUCUUAUAUGUUGAUUUGGAGUGGGGUAGUGUAAUUUGUUGGGGCGCCACUAGUUGGAAUAGGGCCCCCGAGUGUUAGAGUUCGUGUUUGUUUUAGCUUAGCAAUUUGGCUAAAAGUGUUUCUAUUUUUUUGGGUCUCAAUUGAUAAGUAUUCUAGUUAAAUUACUAUUAAGUGAAAUUCAUGCUUCUAAUUAUUUUUAUUAUUCUAUUCAAGAUAUA